Messenger RNA from Eucalyptus grandis, 1213 nucleotides. RefSeq lists its product as uncharacterized. The record is from RefSeq and is a predicted model, not a curated record. Bases 208 to 1032 code for a protein of 274 amino acids. NCBI's taxonomy places the organism in Eukaryota, Viridiplantae, Streptophyta, Magnoliopsida, Myrtales, Myrtaceae. The transcript is spliced from 2 exons.
AUUGAUGGCCAAGCUUAGAGCCACUCAAAAAUCUCCAACCUUUCUCAUUCUCUCUCUUCCUCUGUUUCAAAACUCAACAACGUACACAAGAAUGACUCCUCUCUUCUCCUUCUUCUCCCUGUCCAGUUCUUGCAGCCAAAGCCAAUCACACAAAAUCUCUUCCAUUUGAUUGGAACCGAAUCAAGAACCAAGACCCCAUUAAGGGCCAUGGCUUUCCUCCUGCCCAACCUCUCCCCUUCUCUCCUCCAACCCAAGUCCAAGGACAAGCCCUUCCACCCCAACCAACCCUUCUCUCCUUCUCAACACACCAAGCCCUUCUCUCUCUCUGCUUCCUCUCCCUCUCCCUCUUCUUCUGCGGUUUCUGUCAGCCCUGCCUUGAGCAGUGUCCAAACACCGACCGUGCAAGGCGUUGAAGUGGAUACCCCCGCGAUGAGAAGGAGAAUCAGGAAAGAUGACUUCUUCGUCAAUCUUGGGCUCGCCGUCAGGACUCUCCGUGAAGACAUGCCUCUGCUCUUCACCAAGGACCUCAAUUAUGACAUCUAUAGGGACGAUAUCACUUUUAUGGACCCUUUGAACACCUUUACUGGGAUUGAUAACUACAAAUUGAUUUUCUGGGCAUUGAGGUUUCAUGGAAAGAUUUUGUUUCGUGAUAUUUCCCUCGAGGUAUACAGAAUUUGGCAGCCUUCAGAGAAUAUGAUAUUGAUUAGGUGGAACCUAAAAGGGGUUCCUCGGGUUCCAUGGGAAGCAAAAGGGGAGUUUCAAGGGACGUCACGGUAUAAGUUGGAUAGGAAAGGCAAGAUCUAUGAGCACAAAGUGGACAAUCUAGCCUUCAAUUUCCCACAACCCCCUAAGCCUGCAGUUUCAGUUCUGGAUUUGGUCACUGCAUGCCCAGCUAGUCCAAAUCCAACAUUCUUGUGGGGUCCAGUUGAUGUGCAACCAUCAUCCUGGGUGGAAUUCUAUCGAGUUGUGAGGGAGACUUUGGACCUUCAAGAUCAUUUGCUUGCACAAGACGGUUUGCUACCUUGCUCAUAGUAGAAUGUGCAGCUCAUAGUCUUGUAAUCGAUAGGGCAUAUACUUGUGGAAUAGUGCAACGCAGCUUGUGUAGUAUAAUAAUUGAUGGCAAAUAAAGCUGGUUUUUGGUGAAUGAUGAUACGGUAUAUGUACAUAAGGAGGUAUGUUGAACAGUUCAAUGUAUACUCUUGAUUUUGGAGGA